AGACUCAGUAGUAAACUGGAUUUGUUUUUGUUUCUCAUGUAUCCUUUCAUUAAAUUAUGGGAAUUUAAUUUGUUUAUUUUAGACCUGAUGGAAGUGAAUGAAGACAAACAGCAUCAGUUUCAAAAACUACAUUAUUUCACAAAUGAAGAUGGAAAUGCAGUCGUUUCAAAGACUGGAGAGAAUUUCAGACAGAAACAAGCUGGAAAAUCUGGAGUCGAAGGAUCUUUAACCUGUUCUGAGUGUGGAAAGAGUUUCAUACGUAAAUCAAACCUGAACACACACAUGAAAAUUCACACUGGAGAAAUGCCUUAUACAUGCACUCAGUGUGGAAAGGGAUUCAUUCGUAAAGGAUACUUAAAUGAUCACAUGAUGAUUCACACUGGAAAAAAGCCUUAUACAUGCACUCAGUGUGGAAAGAGUUUCAGUCGCAAAAACUCUCUCAACAUUCAUUUGCAUUGUCACUCUGGAUUGAGAUCAUUCAGCUGUGAUCAGUGUGAUAAAACAUUUGUUUUUGAAUCAGGCUUAAGAGAACACCUUAAUGUUCAUUCUGCUGUGAAGCCUCACUUUUGUUCUGUAUGUGGAAAGAGUUUUUCACAUCUUAGAUCUUUAAAACGGCAUGAGAGUAUUCAUACUGGUGUGAGACCUUAUGUGUGCUUUGACUGUGGAAAGACCUUCACUUCAUCCAGCGACUUAAAAACACACCAGAGAAUUCAUACUGGAGAGAAACCGCACCAGUGCUCUUCAUGUGAGAAGAGUUACAGCCAUUCAUCUAGUCUACUGAAACAUAAGAAAAAUCAUUGCCUGAAGAUGUCUAAGUGAGCAAAGUUCACUUCCAUAACUUGUAAAUAAGCAAAAGAUGGAAUUACAUUUAAUACAGUAAUUUG
Molecule: messenger RNA, 884 nt
Organism: Rhinichthys klamathensis goyatoka
Lineage: Eukaryota; Metazoa; Chordata; Actinopteri; Cypriniformes; Leuciscidae
Product: gastrula zinc finger protein XlCGF7.1-like
Exons: 1
Coding region: 37-819 (260 amino acids)
Biological process (GO): regulation of transcription by RNA polymerase II
Cellular component (GO): nucleus
Molecular function (GO): DNA-binding transcription factor activity, RNA polymerase II-specific; RNA polymerase II transcription regulatory region sequence-specific DNA binding
Source: RefSeq, a predicted model, not a curated record